This is a messenger RNA of Raphanus sativus (radish), 975 nucleotides long. RefSeq lists its product as uncharacterized. NCBI's taxonomy places the organism in Eukaryota, Viridiplantae, Streptophyta, Magnoliopsida, Brassicales, Brassicaceae. The transcript has a single exon. The coding region runs from base 1 to 975 and encodes 324 amino acids. The record is from RefSeq and is a predicted model, not a curated record.
AUGGCCCAGUUCGAUCCUUCGACUAUCGGUGAAGCUCAUCGUCGUGCAGCAUCUUUUGAACAACAAUCUCGGUCAGCUAACUGGAGUGCUUCCUCUACACGCCCGCGGUCUCAAGACCAGACAGCCAGCACUACACCUUCUCCGUCAGCAACCGCAGCCUUCGAGUUGAUUAAGGAGAAGCUUACACCGGCACUUAUUCUUGUCCUUCCAGACUUCUCGGCUACCUUCGAACUUUAUUGUGAUGCGUCAAAACUUGGCAUUGGAGCGGUUCUCAGUCAACACGGGCGUCCAGUGGCCUAUUUUAGUGAGAAACUCGCCGGUGCUCGCAGUCGCUAUAGCACGUACGAUGUUGAGUUUUAUGCGAUUGUUCAGGCUAUUAAGCAUUGGCGUCACUAUCUAGUUCAUCGCGACUUCGUGCUUUUCACCGACCAUGAUGCCCUUCGCCAUCUGGAUAGUCAAGCUAAGGUGUCUUCCAGGCAUGCUGGUUGGAUCUCGUAUCUCCAACAGUUCACGUUCUCCAUUCGUCAUCAAUCCGGCGCAACCAACCGAGGCGCAGAUGCACUUAGUAGGCGUCAUUCUUUGCUUACUACUAUGCAUACAAGGGUUACAGGGUUUGAGUCAUUCGCAGAUUUAUAUUCCACCGAUGCCUUCUUUGCCAAGAUUCAUGCCGACUUGCAACUCGGUAUUAAUGAUGACUAUAUGUUACUUGACGGCUUUGUAUUUAAAGGGUUGCGUUUGUGCGUUCCUGAGUGUAGUCUCCGUCUACAGAUCAUCAGUGAGUUACACAAUGAAGGGCAUGUGGGCAGAGAUCGUACCCUUCAUCUGGUGUCAUCGUCUUACUUUGGCCUACACUGCGUCGAGAUGUUGAGCGUUUUGUGGCUCGCUGCAGAGUCUGCCAACACGCGAAAGGGAAAGCGACCAAUGCGGGUCUCUAUCUUCCCCUACCUGUCCCUUCACAACCAUGGACAGACGUGA